This is a messenger RNA of Lineus longissimus, 5148 nucleotides long. RefSeq names its product exportin-4-like. Gene Ontology annotation, molecular function: nuclear export signal receptor activity. Gene Ontology annotation, biological process: protein export from nucleus. Gene Ontology annotation, cellular component: nuclear pore; cytoplasm. The coding region runs from base 847 to 3909 and encodes 1020 amino acids. The record is from RefSeq and is a predicted model, not a curated record. NCBI's taxonomy places the organism in Eukaryota, Metazoa, Nemertea, Pilidiophora, Heteronemertea, Lineidae. The transcript has 21 exons.
CAAGUACUUGCUGCUCCUCCAAAUUUAGUGAGUUCUGAACAGCACAAGGCAGCAGAACAUGUCUUCAUGACAUUCAAAAAGAUGAAAUUCCCCUAUGAAGCAUGUCGCUUCAUUUUAGGUUACAAAAGUAAGAAAUCCUGGGAAGGUCGCCAUGUUGUAUUUGCACAGGUUACAAAAGUAAGAAGUCCUGAAUUUGCCUUCUAACGUCCGGAUCCUUUAUUCUAACACUGCUUUACAAAAUUAUACACACCAAAGUCAUAUUUGAUAAAAUAGUUCGUUGGGAUGACGAUUCGUGCACGUGAUUAGAAAUACUCGGGAGACUGGAAUAACUCUCUCGCUCUCUCUCCAUCUCUCUCUGCCGAGAGCGUGCGGACAGCUGUUUUGUAUUCACGUGCAGCUUUGUCUGCACCAAUCAGGGGGCAACGUUGAUGCGUCUCCAUCCAAUGAGGAGCCGCAUCAAUGCUGACGUAAUUGAUCACGCUGGGGAGAAUGGAGGAUUAAAAGUAGACCGUGGGAAUUUUCCACGAUUAUCCACAGGUAUCUUAUCUGAACCCAAUUCCAAUAAUCCCGCACACUUAAUUCCAAGAAUUACACAUUACAGUGCUACUCAUAAGAAAGGUUUUACAAUUACUAUACAACAACACCUUUUAACUUUCAGAAAAUAGCAAGAAUGAUUAUGUGCUGUUUCAUACUGCAACAACCAUCAAAGAAAGCAUCAUAAGAGAAUGGAAUCUCCUGCAGCCAUCAGACAUUAGCUCCCUCAAGACAUUCCUUCUGCACUAUUCCAUUCAUAACAAAAGUUUGGUCAGUUAUGUCAGGGAGCAGAUCCUGUCUGCUGUUGGUGUCAUGGUCAAGCGUGGCACAUUGGACACCAAGCAUACAGACAGACAAGCACUGUACAAGGACCUCACUGAUCUCAUUGGUAGUGGAGAUAUAACCAUGCAAAUGAUUGCGUGUUCUGUGAUGACAGCAUUGCUGAAUGAGUACUCCACAACCAGCAGGAGCAGCAGUAUUGGUCUUCCAUGGGAGUUCCAUAACAAGUGCAAGAAAGCAUUCCAGGAGUAUGAACUGAAGAAAAUGUUUGCAUACAUGAUGCCAGUCCUUGGUCAGCUGGUGAACUAUAAUGGACCAAUGAACCCCGAGAUCACCCUAAUGUUUCACAAAUUCCUUGCGCUAUCGGAACAAGUGCUAAGCUGGGAGUUUGUUCAGAAUUUCAUUCCUAGACGCCAGAUUGGAUCGUUUGGUUGUGCUCAGUUUGUGACGCUGAAGCCUACUCCAGUUUGGCGUGAGGUGCUGUUGGAUCCACAAGUCCUCGAUGUUUUCUUCAAGCUUCAUCAGAAAGUGCACCAUAUUGAAGAUCUGGGCCAUUUCUCCCUACGUUGUCUCUCGCAGCUGGCUUCCAUGAAUGGCAGAAUCUUCCCUGACAAUGACGCCCAGACUAAAUACCUCGUUGCUUAUCUCGAGAGAUUUCUACAAUUAUUUACUACCAUUGAGAUUCAGGAAUACGAAGCCUACAGCCUCUCCAACACAAUCAACUCACUGGUGAUUCUCUUCCCUCCCGCAUGCUUCAAACAAGUCCCCGACACCCUCUUCAAAUCAUUUCUCGAUCAAAUGAAGAAGAUGACGUGUCAGUUCUGCCAAGCUGCUGCUCUUGAAGAAACAAUGCACAAAGACGAUAAACCUUACACAGAAGCGUAUGAGAAACUCUUGGAUUCCUGGGCGGCCUUGCUGGCAGAUCCUGAGUUCAUCCCUCCGGGCACACUACAUGAACAAGCUGUUGAAAUCAUCAAUAGUUACCUGCAGUGUCAUCUAGGUCCUCCAAAUGGACUUCGUGGUCAGACUCCCGAAGGUCAAGCGACAGCAGACGACGAGGAGUAUAUGGAAGAAGACGAAGAGGACAGAAUCCGAUUCAAGGAUCAGCUGACGACAAUCGGGAUGCUGUGCCGCCACGUGGCUGACUAUAGUAUCCCGCUCCUUGCCCAGGUGGUCGAGGAGAGGGUGAGCAAACUGCAAGACUUUCUGGCGCAGUUCCAGCAAAACAUGGAUUUGUCGAAUCUGAAUGAGCUGCACAACUUGUAUGAGGAUUUACACUGGCUUUUUCUGAUUUCUGCAUGUGCUCUGACGGAAGACCGCGAAGGAGAGGUGCCCAUGAUUCCCCCCGAGAUCAUAAAGCUUUCUCUCAGCCAAGCUAACGAAGUGAACUUAAACAGCACAAUGCAAGUGUUAGGCUCGCCGUCGCAGAAAUUGAAGAAUGUCGUAAAUGAGGAGAAAAGUGUGGAUAGUACAAUCAGACUAAUAGCUGCUGUGUUCAGAUAUUGUGAGAUGGAGAAACAAGCCUUGGCUGCCAAUUUUACAUCGAUUCUUAGUCCACAAGUUGCGAGCUCGACGAUGUGGUUUCUUGGUCGAUGGGUGAAAAGUUAUCUUGUGCCAAACGAAAAAUAUUACAAAGAGGUGAGUAUGGCUUUGUGUACUGCCUUUGGUCGUGACACGGAUGGUGCUAAAUGGACAGUAACGUUCCUACUCCAGAAGAUCGUCUCGACGUUACUAAACUGGGGCACAGAACCUUGUGUGUCGAAGGAUACGGCGGAACUACUUGUGAUUCUUUUGGAAAACAGAGACAGGGCCAAUUUUGUUGUAUGGUGUGAUGAACUGAUGAAGUUGGCAGAGUUGCACAGCAAGAGUCAGUUGCCGGUGUCUGAGCUUCCACCGGAUGUGAAGAAGUUGUUGUCUCGAGCUCUCGUAAUGGCUACUUCCAAGUCCAUGACGAGUGAUGAGAAGUUGAGGGAAUUCUAUAAAGAACAGGUGCUGGAUGGCAUGUACAGGAGAUUCCAAGCGAUUCUGAAGCGAGAGGAUCUCAGUCGAGUCUACCAAGAAAUCAAGGUGAAGGCCGAGGUGCAGGACAUCCUUCAUUGUUGCUGUGGCAUUGCCGAGGCGACAUCCGUUAAAAACUUCCAGCAGAUCUUCGACUUUCUCCAUCCUGUCUUAGUGGAAGCUGUGAAUGUUUAUGGUCUGUACCAUAAUCAUGAGGAUAUGGUGCAGCUGAUUCUUGAGAUGUUCGUAGAUGUGGCCAACACACAGCUUUGCUACCUUGAUCAUUCCGGCUGUCAGAAGCUCUACGAUACAUCCUUUACACUCAUCCAAUCAUACGCCAAACACAACGUCGGGAAACGUUUCAUCAAGGAGGACGAAGAAGAAGAACAGUUGGUUGACCUCGUUCUGGUGCUAGAUCUGCUGAUCAAUAUCAUAUCAAAAGAUUUCCUCAACAUCAAUAUUCUAGAGGAUUCAGCUUCUGACGACAAUGACUCGAGCAUGACAGUAUUCUAUGGACUCAACCUAGUCAUGCCCUUGAUAUCAGAACAGAUGCUACAGUUCCCUAACCUGUGCUCCCAGUAUUAUAAACUUGUCUCCUACAUCGCUGAAAUCUACCCCGAGAAGAUCUGUGAGCUUCCAGAAGGACUCUAUAACUUCCUCAUGUCUUCCGUUCAGAAGGGCCUCACACUUCAUGGGCCAGAUAUCACUCAGCUCUGCCUGGAAUUCCUCUACAACUUAGCCAUCCACAUCAACCGGGUGGAUAUGAUUGGUACAAGUGUGCAUGUGGCUCUUGGACACUUCCUGCAGGGGCUGUUAAAUUUCAUCGUUAUGGAUUCGUUUGACAUGGACCUCAUGGAAAUAACCAGCAAUACCUUCUUUGCAUUAGUCUGCUGCCACCAAGAACGUUACCACGCGUUGGUCAAUGAACUCCUGCAGACGCAGACGGACAAACACACUCAGGAGCGAUUGGUUGCUGCUUUUAAUAAACUCACUCCGCCGGAUUUUAAGUGGAAUUUCCAUCGAUCAGCACGCAUUGCAUUCCUUCAGAACUUUGAGGAAUUCCUCAUCGGAGUGCGAGGAUUCUUGUGUGUUAGAUGAUGUGGGCAAGGACAACUGUCUGCUGAAUGCAUUUUAAGUGUGAUCCACAUCAGCUGAGCUGUUGGGACUGAGUCAGGGGCUGCUCAGGUCGUAUCCUGCUUCUGCAUGCUGACACGAUGCUGCGAGUAAGAUUAUGAGUUAUAACUUGUUUGGUUGAGCUCAGUUUGAUAGCCAAGCAGACUGCUUCCUCAUGUGAUAGAUAAAGCAACACUUGACUUGGUCCACUGUGCUGCUAACGGUUCAAUAUUGUGUAUGGAGCUGCUUCUUCAUAACACUUGGCUUUCUGUUGAGUAAUGUGAAUUCAUUGCGUGUCAUGCAAUCAAGACCUGUAUAGAAAACUGCCUCAAGUACAUGUACAUGGGGGGAGGUGGACGAGGAAUUUUGCUCAAAUCUAUACAUUUUGCCAAAAAGCGAAGGUUGAUUUAUACCGCAGGGGAGGUUGGCCAGAAAUUACUUAAAGCAGACGCCGACAGUCUUCCUUUAAAGAUUCUAUUCAUGAAAUAAUGUCAAUUUUUAUCAAUGACCGAUACAGCGGGUCGUGAGCUGUACUGUGUACAGUUGAUCAUGUGUUUACCUGAAGCUAUAUUGUGAUAAAAUUGUUAUUCUUGAUGUGUUCUUCCGCAUUUUAUACGCUAUUUGUUGAUAUAUUUAUUGAUUUGAUAACGAUUUGAAGAAAUCGUCAUGUCCUAAUUGGGUUUGAUAACGAUAAUGUAAAGCAGUUGGUAUGUGCCUUUACAUGUACUGGUGCAGAAUAUAAUCAGUUCUACCUGACAUGGGACAUGUAGGAUCAUUACAUGAUAUUUGUUCCACUACACUUAGGAGAAGUCUGUUUAGCCAAUGAAAUUUCAUGUUUUUUCAACAACGUUGUUCUUUGUUUUUGUGUAUUCAUUCCUUUGGCAGUUUCCCUUCUUGGAAUCAUGGCUAGGCCAAGGACUUUGACUUAUGCUGAUGUGAUUUCAGCUUAAGAUUGUUAAUGAUUUCUGUGAAACCUUGUGAUCAAUCAAUAAAAUGAUGGUUGUGAUUAGUGUGGCACUGCAGGCGGUUAACAGAGCCCGACUGAUUACAGAAUGGAUUGUAAAUCAAAGACGUGACUGAACUGAACCUAAUAAACUGUGCUUCUGAUCUUCCCAGUGAAGAUUGUUCUUCCACCCUUGUGAAAUUGAUGUACUUUUUAUUGUGUAUUUGUAUGUAAUGUAUGUUCGUAAUGACAUUGAGAACCAAAUAUGGAAUAAAAGAUGC